Gilbertella persicaria is the source of this 723-nucleotide messenger RNA. RefSeq names its product ankyrin repeat-containing domain protein. The annotation marks the transcript as partial. Gene Ontology annotation, molecular function: protein binding. The transcript has a single exon. The record is from RefSeq and is a predicted model, not a curated record. Lineage: Eukaryota; Fungi; Mucoromycota; Mucoromycetes; Mucorales; Choanephoraceae.
UUAGCAGCCUUGAAGGGUUCGAUUCCAAUAGUAGAUUUACUGAUACAGAAAUAUCAUGUCAAUAUGGUUCAUACCAAUGGAGAACAGAUGGUGCUGACCAUUGCCUGCCGAGAAAACAGAGUAGAGUUAGUAGAGCAUUUAGUCAAGACCUAUGGAUGCAAUAUACAUGUAAACCAUGAAAAGCAUUUACGGAAUGCAUGUCUUUAUGGCUAUCAUGAUCUUGUACAUUUCUUGCUGUCUUUAGAUGUGGAUGUUCAUGCCUAUCAUGAUGCUGCUAUUCAAAAUGCUGCUUAUAAGGGAUUCUCUUCAAUUGUCAAGAUGCUAUUGGACGCAGGUGCAUAUGCAGACGCAAAUCAAAAUGCUUGUAUUCAAUAUGCGAUUACCAAUAAUGAUUUGGAAACAGUGCAACAUUUAAUCCAAGCAGGUGUGCAUCCACGAUCAGAUAAUGAUUGGCCACUUAGACAUGCAUGUCGGCGUGGAUUGGAUGCCAUUGUGCUUUAUUUGCUGGACUGUAUAGGUGAGCAUGGACCCAACGUACAAGAAGGCAUGCCACUAGAAGAAGCAUUGAUGCAUGGUCAUGUCUCUAUUGUUCGAAUCUUGUUGGACCGAGGUGCAAAUCCAAACAGUCGUAAAGCGAUUCGAGGCCUAAGGUACAUUGUAAAUCCUAAAUCAAAGACGCUGAAUAAGGAUACCAUGAUUAGCAUGUUGACGAAUGCUGGUCUA